CGGUCAACCACCUAUUUUUAUAGAGAAAAAGAGGGUUAUUAAAAAAUGAUGAUAAAUAUUGAGGAAAUUAUACAUCAAAUGAUGCCAACACUUGAGAAACCUUAUCCAGAUAUGUUUUUGAAAAAGGUAGAUUUAUUGGUUCGACAGUCAUAUCAGAAAGAAAUUAUAUUAAAAUCUAAGCAAGAACCAGCACGUAUAAGAUUAUGUAUAAAUAUUGCUCAUGAAAGGUGAGUGAUGAUGAGAAUAAUAUAAGUAAUCAGUAUGAACUGUUGAACGGGUCAGAUUGUCGAAAAAAUUGUCACUUCCUAAAUUAUCUAUGGAGAAAUUACCAUUACCUAUAAAACAAUAUGAAGGAUUAUUAGAACAAUUUCGUUAUGAGCUAGCACCAUAUUUGAAAGGAUGUGAGGAAGUUGAAAAAGGGGAAAAAAAGCUAUCAAAAGAAAUAAUCUAUAAAUUAUGUGAUAAAAUGAAAAUACAGUCAAAAAUAAAUUAUUUUAUAGAAGCAUUAGAAAUAUGUAACAAAAGAUACCCACAUGUUUAUGAUAGAAAAGGGCUUAUUGCAGGAAUGUUUAUUAUGAUGAUAAAUUAUUUAAGAAAAGAAAAAAAUAUAAAUCGUGAAGAAAAAGAAGAAGUAUUAUUUAUAUUAGGUAUAGAUAAUAUGAAGCAAAAAGAAUUGAAAUAUUGGAUUGAAUUUGUUAAAGAAGAUAAUGAUAAACAUAAGUGGAUAGAGUCUAUAUUUGAAAAGAAAAUUGAUGAAUCAAUAGAAAUAGAAUCUAAUACAGAAAGUAAAUUACAAUGUCGAGCAGUUAGUGGUGUAGGGAUGAUGAUUCAUCCUCAAGUUGAUUUUUAUGGAGAUAAACAUUAUUCAGAAUAUUUAAAAUGGAAAAAAAGUAUUUUAAAGAGGAUAUCUUUAUUAAAAGAAUCAAAGAAUGAAAGAAUUGAAUAAACGAAUAACAAUUGGCAUAUGAAACAUAAUUGCAUAACACUCA
Molecule: messenger RNA, 989 nt
Organism: Pneumocystis carinii B80
Lineage: Eukaryota; Fungi; Ascomycota; Pneumocystomycetes; Pneumocystales; Pneumocystaceae
Exons: 2
Coding region: 317-946 (209 amino acids)
Biological process (GO): DNA replication
Cellular component (GO): nuclear origin of replication recognition complex
Molecular function (GO): DNA binding
Source: RefSeq, a predicted model, not a curated record